Molecule: messenger RNA, 2300 nt
Organism: Geodia barretti
Lineage: Eukaryota; Metazoa; Porifera; Demospongiae; Tetractinellida; Geodiidae
Source: the annotation of a GenBank genome assembly
UGUGUUUGACGGUAUUUAGUAGCGGCAAUUUAAACACUGCGAGCAUCAUUACAGUUCGAAAGGUUUGAAGGCCCUCUACUGGCGUACAUCUUUUUGCGGCAAGACUACAACGAGUACAUUCUACACAACUAACUCACCAGCUAUCGCAUAACUACCGCCACCUGCACACAGUCAAUUGCGAUCUUAUAAGGAACUUCUUUUCUAUCUUCUUCGAAACAAAUCCAACUUCUGGUCUAGAGGGCAGAAAACACCCAAAUAAUAGAGAUAGAAGCGUACUUGGAACUGAUGGUCACAGUUUUCGAAGGCGGUUCCGUGACGUCCUUUAAAUGCAAUGUUUUAGGCCGGAGAACCGAAGUGCCAACUGUUGCCUUUUACAGAGUAUUUCUCGAGCAGCUGAGGGGCAAGAACUCUUAAACAGCACAUGGCGAGAUCAUGCAUAGAAGACAAGCACUGACUCUGCUAAAUGUCCAAAUGGAUGACGUAGGAGAGUAUGUGUGUGUAGCUAGGCAAUGGAGUCCCUCCACCCGCCAUGGCUACUUCAACUCUGAAAAGUGUUCGACAGCAGUGCCUCCUGUACUCCAGCCCUGGCUGGUUUUCCCUUCCGUCCUACGUCUGUACAGAAACUUUGUCUCACCGAUACCUCAUCACCAGCAAUGGAAAACUAUAUUAAUCUGCGAGAGUUUUGAACAGCUAGUGUUGGCAUGCGAAUGGAUGGAAGACCCAAGGUGGAUAUAACCUGGCGAAUCAACGAUCGCGCACUCAAUGCAGGUACUGACACGUGGAGGUACGAAGUUUUUCUGAGCAGUCCAAGGCAGGAUGUGCUGAUCCUAGUCUUCUAAACACAUUCAAUGAACCUUUGACAUCCCCUUUUGGAGCUUAAUCACAUUGACUGUAUAGGUGGAAAUCUUGCAGGAAGUGCAAAUGGCCAAGCCAACUUGCAAGGAGAAAUAAUUGAUGCGGCACAAUGGCUGGUGGACCCUGUCCAGUAACUUGUGGGUUUUGGUACCAGAGAUGUUGGAUUUGCUUGCUACAGGUACAAUCCAAUCCGGACUAUUGACAUAUCACAAGUCCACUUUCAAUUAUUCUCUUUAAUUGAGCGAACUGAAAUUUGCACUACCAGUGUGACACAUGUGGUCAUUUUGUCUGUAAUAGAGUACAGGUGGAAUACGAACCGAGUGGAGUGAAUGCUCAAAGAGUUGCAACGGAGGAGUCCGAACCAGAAGUUCGUCUUGCCUCGAGGAAAAAUUCCCAAUCAAUUCCAGAUAUGCAGCCCUGGUUAACAGUACCACACUGAGACCUGCAGAGGACACCAUGUGUGCCAUGUCAGAGAGAGCUGGUCCAAGACCUUCUGAACGAGAGCUGUGUGAGACACAGGAUUGCCCCUUCUAUCAAGCAUCAAGAUUUGGACAGUGCAGUGCAACUUGUGGUGGUGGAGUCCGCACGAGAACUGUUGAAUGUGUAAUACUCCUAAAUAAGUACAAGGACAUGAAUGGCAAAACCCAGCUCAAUGUGACAGACGUGAAUAUUACUCAAUGUGGAGGGGAGCCCCCGGCGGAAUCCGAAAUGUGUAAUACAUUUGAUUGCUUCUAUCGGUGGAUACCUGGAAGAUUUGGCGAGUGUGGUAAUACACCAUCGUUGGGUCCACCAGUCUCCAAUGAAUUUUCAUGCAAAGAGAGACCAGUCACAUGUGUAAACGACAUGCAGGUGCCAGUCAAUGACUCAUUUUGUGAGGCUGCUAUGAUACCAAAGCCACCAAUUUUAGCCAGUUGUGGUAAUAAGAACUGCUUUGUUGGGAUCUGGGACACCACAAGGUUCUCGCCAUGUUCAAAGACGUGUGGAUAUGGCAUGCAAGAGAGGGAACUGCUUUGCCUCAGCCCUCAGACCCUGACACGAGUCCCCACUGACUUCUGUGAUAUUAGCAGAGCACCAAUUGCUAAAAGGCAGUGUUUUGUACGAAACUGUGAAAACAUGUGUUUACGAGAUGAGAAUCCAGGUGUGUGUGCUGUCGUGGUCAGGCAGAACUUGUGCGAUUCACAAUUAGCUAUGGGCAGUAGUGGUCUUCGUUGUUGUGUCAGCUGUGGCAUGGGGACUGGAUCAGACUAGAACAAUCAUGAUGUAUUUGACUGAUAGAAUAUACCGUUAUUCCUGACAAGUGUAAGUGUGGUACACUCUUGUUUUGUAUAAUGUUAUAUGCACUACAUCAUGUUUCAAUGUAAGUUAUGGCUUGAUCCCACAAGCAGGCUUCAGACCAUGCUACCCAGCAGCCCAUGAAUGACAAAUAGUAUCCUCAAUUAUGUUGG